AUGGUAAAGGAGGAGAGUAAAGUCCGACGUAUUUACUCCACAGCGAUCCUAAUCUUCUCGUUUGUCGCGCUUGGGAUGUCGACGGCAAUGAUAGGACCAGCUCUUCCAGAUCUUGCAUUCAAAACGCAUCACUCGACGAAGGAUUACACGAGUGUCUUCAUGGCCCGGGCUUUCGGCUUCCUUAUUGGUGUUGUUAUUGGUGGAAAAGUAUCUGACAAAAAAGAUGAAAUGGCCGUCACUGGAUUAGCGAUUCUACUCUGUGGUGCGUUUCUGUUCUUCCUGGGCACCUUGCCGACGUUGAUGCUAGUUUCGGUCGUUAUUCUUGCAGAAGGUUUCGCAAUGGGAAUUUUGGAUACUGUUGGAAAUAUCGUGGCUUUGAGACUCUGGCCAACAGACAAGCAUGAAGCUACUCAAAAGUCGGUUAUGCAAGCACUUCAUGCGGGAUUUGCAGUUGGAGGCGUUCUUUGCCCCGUUAUUGCAAGACCUUUUUUGGGUGAGUAUCGAGUUGAUGGAGACAACGUAGCCGAUGUGCUCAAAGACGGUGAAGAUUCUUCUACUGAUAUUCUCGAAUGGGAAGUUGUCACACCUGGACGGCUAGAUGUUCUCUUUAAAAUCGUCGGGAGUUGCGUCAUCGCUUGUUCAGUGCUUUUCCUAGCGGAGUUUGUCACAUCCCGCCGACCAUGGACCAGGGAUCAAGGAGAGUCAAAAGAAGUUGCAGAGAACGCCGCUCUCUCCAAGUUACAAACUAGAUUCUCUUGGCUUUUAUUUUCAUUCUUCGUUCUUUGCGUUGGCUCAGAGAUUUCCUUCGCUCAGUUUAUUUAUAGCUACGCUCAGAGAAAUUUAGCCCCACAACUUAACUCGUCGACAACGAACUUUAUCCAGUCAAUCGCUGAGCGCGAUGAUCCCGUUCGAUAUUUGUCUUCAACUGCAACUUUUAUGUUCUGGAUGGGAUUCACGCUCUUUCGAAUCAUCGCCAUCGUCCAGAGCCGAUUUAUGAAGCCUGGGACGAUGCUUUGGAUGAAUCUUGGUGGCUGUAUCAUAACCUCUGCUGGAUUGAUUUUUGUUAAAGCUAUAGAACCGUGCUUGAUUUUAACCUUUUUCUAUGGCGCCUCGAUGGCGAAUACCUUUCCUUCCGCCUUCAAUCUUGCUGCGUCGUAUAUGGAGCUAGACGGAGCGAUGGCAUCCAAAUUCGUCGUUGGAUCAGCAAUCGGAUGGAUGACCCUCCCUUCCCUCUGUAUCGCGGUGAUGGACAAUUUCAGCAAGAUCCUUCCCACUGUUACUUUCGUUUCUGCCAUUUUAUCUUCUGUAAUUAUGCUGUUUACCCAAAGAAUGGGUGAGCGUUUUCUCGCUAAUAAGAUCUAA
Molecule: messenger RNA, 1362 nt
Organism: Oikopleura dioica
Lineage: Eukaryota; Metazoa; Chordata; Appendicularia; Copelata; Oikopleuridae
Source: the annotation of a GenBank genome assembly